Symsagittifera roscoffensis is the source of this 882-nucleotide messenger RNA. Its product is annotated as acid ceramidase-like. Gene Ontology annotation, molecular function: N-acylsphingosine amidohydrolase activity. Lineage: Eukaryota; Metazoa; Xenacoelomorpha; Acoela; Convolutidae. The record is from RefSeq and is a predicted model, not a curated record. The coding region runs from base 101 to 823 and encodes 240 amino acids. The transcript is spliced from 5 exons.
UGUACAUAGUUAGUGGUACAAAGCUUAUCUCAAGUCAAUUGACCAAUGCAACGACAAAACAAGUUCUGAGUUAUAAUUCAUAACUUUUGAAGUAAUAGCGAUGAAAUACCGUCUUCUUAGUUUAGCAGUGUUAGUUUUAUUGUCAACAGGGGACGGAUCUAUUCCUGACCCCAGCCCACAGUAUGGCUGCGAGACUGAGGCGUACCCCCCUCUUGAACAGUUCAAACUGCCCUGGUUCCAAAUUGAUCUGGAUGCGUCCCCACGUACCAGGUGGACAGAGAUCAUAACAACUUACAAGGAUCCAAUCAAUGACCUGGUUGACCAACUGCUGCAUCUGUUGAACUUGGUCGACCCCAGUGGCACCAUUCUCAAGAUCAUAGAUGAUGUACUUCCCACUUUAGUACUCAAAUUCCCCAAGGAAUACAGGGAGGAGAUCGAGGGCAUCUCUGAAGUGUCUGGAGUUAAGCUGGGCAGAGUGGUGGUGUACAACAUCUUCUACGAACUAUUCUCCGUCUGCACCUCCAUAGUCGCUCAGAACUCACAGACAGGGGAACAUUUUCAUGCGCGUAACCUUGACUUUGGCCUGUUCAUGGGAUGGGACUUGGAGACCCACACGUGGACUGUGAGCGAGAUACUCAGGAGGAUGGAGUACAAUGUGGAGUUCGUCAGAGGGGGGCAGGGGGUGUUUAAUAUGAGCAGUUUCGCAGGAUAUGUGGGCACUCUUAAUGGGGUCAAAGCGGGUCAAUUCAGCCUUUCCCUGAAUGAGAGGUUCGUAUUGGAGGGGUGGAUUUGUGGGUCUGUUCGAGUGGAUAGUGAAACAUGAGGACCUCUACUUCCCCACCUGGCUAGCCAGAGACAUCCUCACUGGCAACUACACCUACC